CCCACCGCUCUCGGCGACGCUGCCAGCAGCAGCGCCGACCCUUUGAUACCGUCCGAGUCUGCCGGCUGCCUCACGAUGCACUUCGAGGCGCACCCCACGCUCGGUGCCGUGCUGCGAAUGGAGGCGGCGUCCGCGCCCAUCACCGACGAGGCCAUCGACCUCCUCGAACGCUACUCGCUGCGGGCGUGCGAGCGCGGCGAGAAGUUUGGGGUCCUCUGGGACCUGCGUCAGUGCCAGGUGCCCGGGAUGCGGCAGACGUGGAGGUGCAUCCGCUGGGGCACCGAGCACAAGGCGACUCUCGAUGCGCGGAUGGAGACGCUGGCUGUGCUGUUGGGCGAGGACGACCGACUUCUCUCCUCGGUGGUCGGGUUCGUGCUCAAGGUCUGCCUGCCGGCGGUCCCGACUCUGGUCAGCAACGACGUGGCGGCCGUCCGCCGGCAUUUCGGCUUGGAUGCGGCUGAGCCGCAGCGAGAGGCGCUUGCAACGUAAAUUCUCACGGCAGGCGCCGGUCGAGGCACGCGACGUGCGAGCAAGCUGCCCCGCCCGCCCUCUAGAUGUGGAUGCACGCACACGCACAUGCACAUGCUCCACCGUGCGUGAGCUGUGAAAGCUGUGACGUGCUGUGAGCUGAGGGUCCGCCCGCAGGCGCCCGGGCGCAUUGCUGUUCCGAGGCCGCGGUGCCCGCGCCGAGCUUUAGGGGACUCGGGCCUUAAGGCAGCUUUGUGAAUCCAUGGGCGCGAGUUCGUCAGUAUCCGCCCUCUCUGGGUACCCUGGGGCGUGAGAGGGCCAGGGUGUCACACUGAGACCGCUCCUCUCAA
Molecule: messenger RNA, 818 nt
Organism: Emiliania huxleyi CCMP1516
Lineage: Eukaryota; Haptophyta; Isochrysidales; Noelaerhabdaceae
Exons: 2
Source: RefSeq, a predicted model, not a curated record